Messenger RNA from Rana temporaria (common frog), 3947 nucleotides. It is a transcript of the gene SYNPO2L, whose product is annotated as synaptopodin 2 like. The transcript is spliced from 4 exons. Gene Ontology annotation, cellular component: nucleus; actin cytoskeleton; Z disc. Gene Ontology annotation, molecular function: actin binding. Gene Ontology annotation, biological process: positive regulation of actin filament bundle assembly. The record is from RefSeq and is a predicted model, not a curated record. Bases 189 to 3323 code for a protein of 1044 amino acids. NCBI's taxonomy places the organism in Eukaryota, Metazoa, Chordata, Amphibia, Anura, Ranidae.
UGCUGGGAACACCACUGGCCUCUUCCCAAAAGUAUCAUUGACUCAUCGUAACAAGUGCUGAAGCUCCCAGAAGAGUUUAGUGCAGCCAGGAUCCACAGUCCUGCUGUUUGCUUGUGUACACUUGAUACAAGGGAAAGGAGCUGUCAUGGAGAUCAUUUAGUCAGGCUUUCAGAACAGAACAUACAAGCAUGGGUAGCGACGACCAUAUCCUCAUCACCUUGUCCGGAGAAGGUCCCUGGGGCUUCAGACUGCAUGGGGGUGCAGAGAAGAGCUUACCUCUUCUUGUGUCAAAGGUACGUAAGCGCAGCAAGGCAUGCCGAGGAGGACUAAGAGAAAAAGAUGAGCUGACCGCCAUUAAUGGAAAACAAUGUGCAGGACUAUCACAUGCAGAGGCAAUGCAGAUAAUAGACUCAUCAGGUGGAAGUCUCCACAUCCGUGUUAAACGGACAGCAGCUGGAGCCCAGACACCUCGGUCCCACAGAGUGUAUCCUUCCCCUAGCAGCCCAAACUCCAUCAGGAGUCCAGAACCCCCCAGUUCAUGGGGUACAUCCCCAUCCAUCUCCACCACAACUGGCCAACCACGACUGCUGCACCUGGAGAGCAUUACCUCUCCUCCAGAUAGUGAAGCCUACUACGGGGAAACUGACAGCGACGCUGACAUCAAGGCAUCUCCAGGACAUCUCCAGAGUGCACAACAGCAUCAUAACCAGCAGCAAGCACCUCAAGAGAAGCACCGCAGGUCACGGAAGAAGGGUCCAAGAUCACCGCCUGGGAGCAGCAGCAAGGCAGCGAACGAGCAGCAAUCACUAUCUGAAAUGAGUGGGUAUGAAAGUGGUCCUGGAGGUGCAGCUGAAAAUGUCUUGCAGCCAACAAGUGGAGUGGCCAAAAGAGAAAUAAAAUAUGAGCCUGAUGGUAGAGCUGAAACCCCCUUCUCAGAUUUGGAAGGCUUCCUGCCAGCUGAAGAGCCUGAACCGAUAUCCAAUGUCACUGCAGGCUCACCUGAGUCUUUACUUCUGCCUCAUGCCACCAAGAGCAUCAAAGCUGAGAGGCAUCUUAUUCCUAUGAUAGGACCGGUGGAUCACCCGGUAGAUGAGGAUCUGACCACAACCUACUCAGAUAAGGCCAAAGAAGCAAAACUUCACCGUAGUGAAAGUGCCCAGGAGAAAAAUGUAAAAGAAGCUAGAACCAAAUGUAGAACCAUUGCAUCUUUGCUAACUGAUGCUCCAAACCCCCACUCAAAGGGGGUUCUUAUGUUUAAGAAGAGACGGCAAAGAGCAAAGAAAUAUACCCUUGUUAGUUACGGAAGCGUAGACGAAGAUCGUUACAUUGAAGACGAAGACGGUGUCCUUCCAACAAGUGAAUCGGAAUUUGAUGAGGAAGGCUUUUCUGAUGCACGUAGUCUAACAAACAAUUCUGAUUGGGACAGCACAUAUCUUGACAUUGAAAAGCCCAAGAUGGAACAUGAACAUCCAGAAGAAAAAGGUCUGAGUGAGGCAUCUGGCAAAGGUGCAGCAUUGUUUGAACUGCAAAGGCAAAAAUCAGAACACGCUGUUGAAAAUAUUUCAGCACAAAACCCUCAGAUUCUUCAAAAGACCCCCAUUGCCCCUCCUCGGAAGUCAAUGGUCAAUGGAAAUGUCAACCAUCAGGUUAAUUUAGAAAGAAGCCAGCAGGCUCAAGGCUCAGAGAACAUUAAAGUGACAAGUGCACAGAUAUCACUAGCCCCAGCUCACACUCUGGUUCCACAAGCUGGUAAUAUCCAGUCACCAGCCUCUGGAAUUGCAAUCUUUAACAGGUCUGCACGACCAUUUACUCCUGGUCAAGUUGGACAACGUUCUUUAGCCUCAUCAGUUAUAUUUAAUCCUAUGCCAGCAAAAAAAAAUGAAAGCGCACCAGUGCAAAAUAUUGCUCCUCCCCCAUUCACACCAUUUACACCUGAUAUAUCUGUAGGUCCUCAAAAAACUCCAGUUAGCUCAGUUGCAUCUCUUUAUAUUCCAGCAGCAGGAACACCACGGACUACUACUGCUUCAAUAUAUCUGUCAUCUCCUUCACGGCCACCAGGACCAUCAGCAAUUACAUCACAACCAAAUGUUGUACCUCAUGCUCCAGCAACCCCAGUGACACCUACAGCAUCACAGUAUAUAAGCCCUGCAAGUCACACAUCCUCUUACUCGUCACCAGCAGUCCAAUCACCAGAAUCUGCAACUUCAAGAGAACAAAAAAUCUCUGUCCCAGCUGGGCGCACUGGUAUCUUAAAUGAUGCCCGAAAAAGAGGAGGCAGGAAACAGAUGUUUGUUAAAAAAGAGGAGAAGAAGUACCAACCUAACCCAGAACUUUUGACUAUGGUUCAGAACCUUGAUGACAAACCACAACAUGCCACAGGAUUUGAGUCUGGCCCAGAAGAAGAUUUCCUUAGCUUAGGAGCUGAAGCUUGCAAUUUUAUGCAACCCUCAGCACGAAAGAAUAAAGUUCCUCCUCCUGUGGCUCCAAAACCCAUUUUAAAAACACCAGUAGAAGAAUAUGUAAAUGGAUGCCAAGAGUUACCCCUACUAAAAGGUAAGGGAGGAGAGUUGUUUGCAAAACGACAAAGCCGUGUGGACAAAUUUGUGGUAGACUCAGAACACAGAUCUCAAUCCAGACCUAACUCAAGGCCAAGAACACCCUCACCAACUCCGUCUCUUCCCUGCUCUUGGAAAUAUUCAUCAAAUAUUCGAGCACCACCUCCAAUUGCAUACAAUCCUUUGAUGUCUCCAUUUUAUCCAUUAGCAGCCUCAAAAUCUCAAGGGGGCAAAGUAGAAAGCAAAGUGAAAAAAGGAGCUAGUGGAAAGCCAAGAAUGCAAGCUAUUGAUUUUAUGCGUCAUCAGCCUUACCAGCUCAAUCCAGCAAUGUUCUGUUUUGCUGAUUCUUCUAGCCAGGAUAUCCCAAAACCAAAUCUCUCUGUAAAUCAAGGCAGACAAAUUCCUGUGAAAACUAGAGCUCAUGAGAUUAAGCGCUUCUCAACACCAACUCCAAUGUCAUCAUCUGUAAACAUGACUCCAACUGUGCUAGCCCCCAGGUCUGCAACAACACUUGCAGAACCAGUUUGGAGAACUGAUUUUUCUAGUCAGCCUACGUCUGCCAAUGUUUCUGGCCCUGCACAAUAUCAUUCUCCUAUCCUGGAAUCUCCUUAUGAGAAUUAUCAUGCUUCUACAGUUCUAAGUCCUAAGAGUUCUGUCACUAACCCCAGAGCAUCAAUUUCUAGAAUCCAGGUGCCAAAACCCAGGUUUUCUGCAGCAAAAACAGGAAUGCAGCCUAAUGUGUGGAGACCAGCCCGAGUUCACUUUUAAUUUUGCAGAUCAUCAUCUCUGAUGUUUUUUGCCCUUUAGUAAAAUGUUGGAAGUUCUGUUGUUUAGCUGUUUUGUAACAUGCAUAGGCAGAAUAACACUCGCACAAUCCUUGCUUCUUUCCUUUGAGACACCAAUGUACAUUGUACACCAAUGUCAGGAAACUAAACAAGUUAAAAUACAUAUGAAUGGUCAGAAAUACCUGUUGAUGGAUUACAGUUUGAAAAAUGAAGAUGAAAUAUAACCCGAAAGAAAAAUAUAAAUACAGAAUUACAAAAAGUUAAUUUUGAAAUGUACAGAAUGUAACCGGAAUGUAAUGGAAAACGCCUUAAAGAAUGAGCAUGCCCUUUGAAAGGGUUGAACAAAAAUGGGGACAUUGUGUCUACUGUGGUAGAAGGUUGGUGCAUCAACCCAUAAGGGGCUUAAUUAUGGAAUAUGUUUUCUGUCAUACCACCGUAAAAAUAAAGAUGAAAAUUGGUGCUCAGAAUGAACUUUUAACACACGUGCAAAAAUAACUCAGUCAGGAAAUAAGACAUACAUGCAGAUUCUACAUGUUUGCCCAGGCUAAAAUAUUGGAAAUUAACUUUGGUGUUCUGUACCAAACCUGAAAUUAAUCAAGUAACCAUA